UAAAUAUUUAUGAUCGAGAGCCUCAAAGCUUCAGUCACAGAAUUAUCUCUGUCACUGUCUCUUUGUCUUAAAACCUUUGUUUUGCUUGUGAUUCAAGAAAGCAGGUAAUUAGCUAUGGCCCUCACUAGAAGCACAGUGGUAUUGGCUCUUCUCUGCUUCAUCCUUAUACAAGAGUUGGGGAUCUAUGGUGGAGAUUCGCACAGGGUUGCUUCCAAUAAGAUAGAUUGUGUUGGAAAGUGCAAUUACAGGUGCAGCAAGGCUGGGAGGAACGUAAUGUGCCUAAGGGCAUGCAAUGCUUGCUGCCAGAGGUGCAACUGCGUGCCACCAGGCACUUCUGGUAACCGAGAUUUGUGUCCUUGCUAUGCUAGACUCACCACACAUGGAGGACAUCUCAAGUGCCCAUGAACAACAUAAUUUAUGUAGCUGAUGAGUGUAUGAGGCUAUAGCAAACUAGUAUUAAAUAUUCAAAAUAUUCAUCAGUUA
Messenger RNA from Glycine soja, 483 nucleotides. RefSeq names its product gibberellin-regulated protein 2-like. The coding region runs from base 115 to 405 and encodes 96 amino acids. The record is from RefSeq and is a predicted model, not a curated record. Lineage: Eukaryota; Viridiplantae; Streptophyta; Magnoliopsida; Fabales; Fabaceae. The transcript is spliced from 3 exons.